CUGUGUGUCAUUACAAACAACACGAUUCUCUCUAAAUUUUCUUCACUCUUGAUUCUGAGGGACAUUUAUCAAAUUUUGCUGUCAUUGUAAUUUUAAAAAUGUCGCUGUAUGAUGGUUUAGACAUUGACAAAGAAGAGGGUGGAAGUACAAAGCCUGUUGUAGCUGGAUGGUCAUCUAAUUACAAACUUCUGCAGUCACAACUACAGGCCAAGAAAGCAUCCUCCUCACAAAGUCGAAAGAGCAGACAUGGAGGAGCCACGCUGGCCCCCGUGAUGGACCUCAAGAAAUCCAACGAUUCAGAGCUCUAUUUCAACCAGAUCACUGGCAGGAUUGAGAGAAGUCCUAGAAUAUCAGCCAAUCUCGGUAGCUCCCCCUUCAUACCUUCAGAACCAGUUCCCUCCCUGACAGGAGUAACAGAUGAGUAUGACCCCCUCAGACCUAAUGAUUAUGAGGACUUUGUCAAAAAGAGGAAAGAACAGCGAAUGAAAGAGAGAGAGGAGGACAUGAGAAAGAGGGACAAUGAUGAGGACCGACACUCCAGGAGACGAAGAGAUAGAGACAGAGAUAGGGAUCGUGAUAGAGAUAGAGACAGAGAUGAUUACAACAGGAGGGGAGGUGGGGAGAUGGAGCGGGCUCAGCGAAGACGAGAUGAGGAGGAGGAGGACGACUAUGAGAAACCUAUGAAACCAGGUGGAGGAGCAGCUAUUGCCCCUCCCACAUCACUCAUUGAAGAGGACCAGGUGUCCAGUGACAUGGGUGGUUCACCUAUUAUGCCAAACAGAUCUGGUUCUCCACCUAUGGGCUACACUAUAGGCUUAGGAGGAUCUGUGGCCUCUAAGAUCAUGGCUAAGUAUGGAUACAAGGAGGGGCAGGGUCUGGGGAAGUCAGAGCAGGGAAUGAGUACAGCAUUGUUUGUGGAGAAGACUAGCAAGAGAGGGGGAAAGAUUAUUCACGAGAAAGAUCUACCCAAAAUUGAGCCACCUUCAAGAGAGCCUUCUUCAAACACAAAUUUAAUGAAAAAUCCUUCAAAAGUGGUCUUAUUGAGGAACAUGGUAGGACCGGGAGAGGUUGAUAAAGAACUAGAGCCAGAGACGGCAGAGGAAUGCUCUAAAUAUGGGAAGGUCAUCAAGUGUGUCAUAUUUGAAAUUCCUAAUGGAGAGGAUGAUGAAGCUGUGAGAAUCUUUGUUGAGUUUGAAAGAGUUGAUUCAGCCAUUAAAGCAAUUAUUGACCUGAAUGGUAGAUUCUUUGGUGGUCGAGUUGUCAAAGCUUGUUUUUACAAUUUGGACAGAUUUCGGAGACUGGAUCUAGGCGGUGAAAUAGAUUCCUGACCUUUGUGUAUUACCAUCAUCAAGUCCCAUCACUCAUUCACUUAUGUCCAUUUUUAAUGCGAAGUUGAUUUAUACAGUGCAAAAUUAUUACAUUGAAAAGAUAAAGAUUUUUAAGAAUUAAAAAUUGCAAUGUUUAAAGAUUUCUUUGAGUUCACAAAGAAAGCACUGUACAUAGACUAGACAGAUGUACGUGUUAUCUGAGAUGAUUUGUGUUGCUGAUGUACAUGUUAACGUAAAACAUUUAGAAUGCUAAGAGAAAUACAGAAAGUAAAUACAAGUCUUCAACAAAUCAAAACUAAUAUUAUAGUUCUCAUCAUAUACAUGUAUGCCAUACUUGUAAAGUUUAGUUCUUUCCUUGUGGUAUGCACUUGUGUUUGAGGUAAUGGUAAUAAAGUUGUACUGUAUUUCUGAACCAAAUGGGAAAAAUAUCAAA
Messenger RNA from Saccostrea echinata, 1761 nucleotides. Its product is annotated as splicing factor 45-like. The transcript has 13 exons. Gene Ontology annotation, biological process: mRNA cis splicing, via spliceosome; alternative mRNA splicing, via spliceosome. Lineage: Eukaryota; Metazoa; Mollusca; Bivalvia; Ostreida; Ostreidae. The coding region runs from base 99 to 1328 and encodes 409 amino acids. Gene Ontology annotation, molecular function: RNA binding. Gene Ontology annotation, cellular component: precatalytic spliceosome. The record is from RefSeq and is a predicted model, not a curated record.